Messenger RNA from Megalobrama amblycephala (Wuchang bream), 2023 nucleotides. RefSeq names its product decapping exoribonuclease (gene dxo). The record is from RefSeq and is a predicted model, not a curated record. Gene Ontology annotation, biological process: nuclear-transcribed mRNA catabolic process; NAD-cap decapping. The transcript has 6 exons. Gene Ontology annotation, molecular function: mRNA 5'-diphosphatase activity. The coding region runs from base 369 to 1601 and encodes 410 amino acids. NCBI's taxonomy places the organism in Eukaryota, Metazoa, Chordata, Actinopteri, Cypriniformes, Xenocyprididae. Gene Ontology annotation, cellular component: nucleus; cytosol.
AACUGAAUUUUCAUAGUUGUUUACACGCAUGAUACGCUAACAGUAUAUGCUAGCUGGGUGAGAUAGCCUAUACAUUUAAUCCUAAUUAAGGUCCUCGUUCAGCUUCAGGAGCGUCAUAUUAUUAAUUUCUUGAUGAAGACAUGUUAGCUAAUGAGAGUAAGUUAGUAACGUUAGUGUUGCUGCUAUGAUAUCACAUAGCUUUGUCAGUUAUGAACUCUGUAUGGCUCUCAAUGGGAGAAUUGACAUAUGAACUGCACUGAACUUCACUGUCUCUACAGUAUUCAUUCAUUCAUAAGGUAAAUACGCAUUUGCUAAUAACACUGAGAUCAGCAGGGGGUUAACUCGUCAUACACCAAUAAAAACAGGCCAUGGCUCAAAGCUACGGCAGGGACCAUCUCCAUGACUCUGUUUCUAAACGAUCUAGAGACCCCAGCAGUGAUUAUAACAGCGAUAAACGACACCGAGCAGCAUCGGAUGAAGCCCAGCACAGACCUGCCGGGACUCUGAGCACUCGCAGACAGCUGUAUGAGAGAAACUUCCCCCUGUACAAGCAGCCGGUGGAGGUGGGCUUCUUCUCGCUGGACUCUCGCAGGAACUUCUUCAAUGAUCAGAGGCAGCUGCGAUAUUAUGUUGAGCCCAGAAAAAGUCCAGAUUUCAAUUUGAGGGAUGGAUACACCAGCCGCUUCGUAAAAAGAGAUGAUGGCGUGAAAGAGAAGCUUGAUCACGUGCUGAAGUGGAUUCUGGCCAACAGAGACAAGAUUCAGACCAGAGACCAAACCUCGUCCUCCAGCUGUGCUCUAGGUGUGGACUUUGUGACAUGGAGAGGACACCUAACCAAAGUGCUGACCACCCCAUACGAGACUCAGGAGGGGUGGAUGCUGGCCGCGUCCAAGUUCAGAGGCACCAUCUACAUCAGUGAGGUGGAAACGGAGGCUGCCAGAGCGAAUCGAAUGACCCGGUCAGAGCGGCAGGAGGAGAUGAUGUACUGGGGCUACAAGUUUGAGCAGUACACCUGCGCAGAUGAUGUGGAUGGCACUCCAGACCCGGGGGGCGUCGUGAACACCAAUGAGGCGUUCUGCACGGUGGUUCAGACCCGUCUGGCUGACCAUAAGCUGCUCUUCUCUGGGGAGGUGGACUGCCGCGUCAAAGACCCUGAUGCUCCUCCGGCUCCGGGGUGUUAUGUGGAGCUCAAGACAUCCGCAGAGAUCUGCACCCCGAAACAACGAAGUAACUUCCACAGGUAUAAGCUGCUGAAAUGGUGGGCGCAGUCGUUUCUUCCUGGAGUGCCACAGAUAGUCGCUGGGUUUCGAGACCAUGAUGGGAUAGUGGUGUCUAUUGAGACCUUCCAAACCUCCAAAAUAUCACACCUGAUCAAGAACGAGAUCAACUGCUGGAAGCCAACAGUCUGUAUGAAUUUCUGCAACGAUUUCUUGUCCUUCGUCAAAUCAGUCGUCAAAGAGGACAACCCAAGACUGGUGUACCUGUUCGAAUGGGAUCCACACAGAGAUGUGACCUACACCGUCCACAGAGACUCUCCAUUUACAUUCUUACCAGAGUGGUACGUGAAGGACACGAGGAGCCAGCAUUCAUCUCACCAUUGACAUGCUGUCAUUUUUAUCUGUCAUUAACAUACUGUAUCGGUGCUGUGCACAACUUGGUUUUCUGGAUUUAGUUUGGGACAUUAGAAAGUACAGUUUAAACAAACAUUGACUUUACGUCCAUGCGCACUUUGUGUUAAUUUUUUAUAUUGGGAUUUUAUUUUAGCUUUUGUUAUGUUGAUGAUGACUGCAAAAUGUACAUAUUUAAAGUCAGAUUUUUUUUUUUUAUAAUUUUAACAGUUCAAUAAAAUGACAAUGGGCAGGAAACACAAACAGAAUUUCUUGUAAAACAGUUAUGUAAAUUCAUUAUUUUAUGUGACUAUUUAAGAAUGAUUUUUCAAACAAUUUACUAGGGCUGUCAAACGAUUAAUCGCGAUUAAUCACGAUUAAUCGCAUACAAAAUAAAAGUUUGAGUUUGCCUAAUA